Molecule: messenger RNA, 280 nt
Organism: Dentiscutata erythropus
Lineage: Eukaryota; Fungi; Glomeromycota; Glomeromycetes; Diversisporales; Gigasporaceae
Source: the annotation of a GenBank genome assembly
UGUUUGGAAUGCCCGCGAAAAGUUAACAAUACUUACAUUUUUGGAUAAAAAUCCUAGUGCUUCAGUUUGUAAUACGGCGGCAAAAUUUGAUAUACAACCCAAUCAAAUACGAGAUUGGCGAAAUAAACGUGCACAGUUACAAGCUACUUCACCACAUGUUAAACGUUUUAAUACAAGAUUCUGGCCAAAAUAUCCUGAACUCGAAGAAGAGUUAGUAGUUUGGGUUCAGGGGAAUGCGCAAUCAGCAAAAAGCUGUUACUCGUUUUAUGGUACGGAAUAG